UUUAUCGAAUAGAUUUGCAACAAUGCAGUCUGAUAAACUGGCUAAAAAUCCUCGCGAGUCUGCAGGUAUUCUGUCCACGCUUAUGUUUUGCUUCGCAUUGCCAAUUCUAUUCAAAGGACGCAAAAAGACAUUGCAGCCUGAGGACUUGUAUAAGCCACUCGAAAGUCACCGAACACAUCAUCUGGGUGAUGAGUUUGAUCACAUUUGGGAAUCAGAGGUGGAGAAAUGUCGAAAGAAAACCAACAACAAACCGAGCCUUAUGAAGGUUAUAUUUCGUAUGUUUGGCUGGAAAUUACUUAGCUCGGGCAUUAUAAUUGGAAUUCUGGAACUAGGCACCAGACUUACUGCCCCUCUGCUGCUGGCAGGUUUGAUAGCUGAAUUCACCAAACAUGGUAAUGGUUAUGGACUGAGUGCCCAGAUCUAUGCCAGCUUACUGAUCUUUACGAUUGCUGCCAGUGUCUUGUUUACCCAUCCAUACAUGAUGGGCAUGAUGCACUUGGCCAUGAAAAUGCGAGUGGCCAUCAGUGGAGCGAUUUACCGCAAAGCCAUUCGCUUAAGUAGAACCGCUUUGGGUGAUACAACCACUGGACAGGUGGUGAACUUGAUAUCUAAUGAUCUUGGACGCUUUGAUCGGGCAUUUAUACAUUUUCACUUCCUUUGGCUGGGACCCUUGGAGUUGCUGCUAUCGUCGUAUUUCCUGUAUCAGCAAAUUGGAUGGUCCUCAUUUUAUGGGACAGCUAUUCUCCUACUCUAUCUACCUUUCCAAGCUUAUAUGAGUAAACUCACUUCCAAAUUGAGACUGAGGACAGCUCUGCAAACGGAUCAGCGUGUCCGCAUGAUGAACGAAAUAAUCUCCGGAAUACAAGUGAUCAAAAUGUAUACUUGGGAGAAGCCAUUCGGGAAACUUAUUGAACAGCUACGACGCAGUGAAAUGAGCUCCAUUCGAAAGGUCAAUUACAUUCGAGGAUUACUACUCUCCUUUGAGAUAACUCUGGGUCGCAUUGCUAUCUUUGUGAGUCUCCUGGGAUUUGUUUUAUCCGGAGGAGAGCUCACGGCGGAGAGAGCCUUUUGUGUGACAGCUUUCUACAAUAUUUUACGGCGUACUGUGAGCAAAUUCUUUCCAAGUGGAAUGUCUCAAUUUGCCGAAUUAGUUGUCUCCGUUAGAAGAAUUGAGAAUUUUUUGAUGCGAAAUGAAUCAGAGAUUCAUAAUGACAGUGAACCAUCACAGGAUCAGCUUAAAAUGGAGAAAGCAAACGGAAGCGGUCAACAUAAUCAUCAAUUUAUGGAUACAGGUAUUGAAAUCAAUCAAUUGACAGCCAAAUGGAGUCCCGAGAAUCAUGACCCUGCUUUGGAUAACAUCAACCUAAGUCUCAAGCCUCAGCAAUUGGUGGCUGUCAUAGGACCUGUGGGAUCUGGUAAAUCUAGUCUCAUUCAAGCCAUUUUGGGAGAACUGUCUCCCGAGUCCGGUUCAGUUAAGGUGAGCGGAAGAUACUCAUAUGCCUCCCAGGAACCAUGGCUCUUCAAUGGAUCGGUCAGAGACAAUAUUCUGUUUGGCCUGCCCAUGGAUAAGCAACGCUAUCGCACAGUGGUAAGGAAAUGCGCCUUGGAACGAGACUUUCAGCUUUUGGGCGGCGACAAGACCAUUGUGGGUGAACGUGGAGCUGGUCUUUCGGGAGGUCAACGGGCUCGCAUAUCCUUGGCUCGGGCAGUUUACCGUCAGGCGGAUAUUUACUUACUGGAUGAUCCUCUUAGCGCUGUGGACACUCAUGUAGGUCGUCACCUAUUCGAUGAGUGUAUGCGUGGAUACUUGCGUCAUCAAUUGGUUGUCCUAGUGACACAUCAACUACAAUUUCUGGAGCACGCUGACCUCAUUGUAAUCAUGGAUAAGGGAAAGAUUAUGGCCAUGGGCACCUAUGAUGAUAUGCUCAAGAGUGGCCAAGAUUUUGCCCAGCUACUAAAGGAAAAUACUGAACAUGAAGAUGGAGGGGAUGCUUAUGUGGAAAAGGAGGUGGAGAAAACCACAUACUCUCGUCAGGGAAGCAUUCAAAGCACAGCUUCGUUGGAUUCCACAGCCGAUUCCCUAGUAGCCGAUGAUGAUGAAAAGCCAACAACCACAAAUUCCACGGUCCAAGAGUCGCAUUCCGGUAAAGAUAUUGGCCUAAGCUUAUAUCAAAAAUAUUUCUCAGCUGGUUCUAGCUGGUUCAUGUUCAGUCUGGUCAUACUUCUUUGCCUCGGAACCCAGUUGUUGGCCUCAGGUGGUGAUUAUUUCCUAUCCUAUUGGGUGAAAAACUCGUCUUCGACUACUUCGUGGGAUAUCUAUUAUUUCUCCGCCAUUAAUGUAUCCCUGGUGAUCUGCGCCUUAGUCCGUUUUCUGCUAUUCUUCAGCAUGACCAUGCAUUCAUCCACCAAUUUGCAUAAUUCGAUGUUCCAUAGUGUGUCCAGGGCAGCGCUUUACUUCUUCCACACAAAUCCCUCUGGUCGCAUAUUGAAUCGCUUUGCCAUGGACCUAGGGCAGGUGGAUGAGGUACUGCCCGUCGUAAUGCUGGAUUGCAUCAACAUCUUCCUAACGCUAACAGGCGUCAUUACCAUUUUGUGCAUCACGAAUCCCUGGUACUCGUUUAAUACAAUUGCCAUGUUUGUGGCCUUCUAUUUCCUUCGAGAAUUCUAUCUAAAGACAUCGCGAAAUGUGAAACGUCUGGAGGCAGUGGCCAGAUCUCCCAUGUAUUCCCAUUUCAGUGCCACUCUGAAUGGCCUGCCCACGAUCAGGGCGUUGGGAGCCCAGCGGAUGUUGAUUGGAGAAUAUGAUAACUAUCAGGAUAUGCAUAGCUCAGGCUACUAUGCAUUCUUGUCGACGAGUCGCGCCUUUGGUUACUAUUUGGAUCUGAUGUGUAUGGCCUAUGUCAUAACGGUUACAUUAAGUAGUUUCUUCUACCCACCACUCGAUAAUCCAGGACAAAUUGGUUUGGCCAUUACACAAGCCAUGUCCAUGACUGGUACCGUCCAGUGGGGCAUGCGUCAAUCUGCGGAAUUGGAGAACUCAAUGACAUCAGUAGAACGUGUCUUGGAGUAUACGGAUUUGAAUGCAGAGGGCAAAUUUGUUUCAAAGGAUAACCAGAAACCACCAAAGGAUUGGCCCGAGCAAGGCAAAAUUGUGGCUGAAGAUUUGAGCUUACGUUAUAUACCCGAUCCUCAAGCUGAUUGCGUUCUGAAGUCAUUGAAUUUUGUCAUUAAACCACGUGAAAAAGUGGGCAUUGUAGGACGCACUGGAGCGGGUAAAUCUUCUCUCAUAAACGCCCUGUUUCGCCUAUCCCACAAUGAGGGUGCAAUAAGGAUUGAUAAAAGAAAUACCGAAGAAAUGGGUCUUCAUGAUCUGCGCAGCAAAAUCUCCAUUAUACCCCAAGAACCGGUUCUCUUCUCCGGCACUAUGCGCUACAAUCUGGAUCCUUUUGAGCAGUAUGAUGAUGCUAAAUUAUGGCAAGCUUUGGAAGAGGUUCAUCUUAAAGAGGACAUAUCCGAGAUGCCUACAGGACUACAAAGCAUGAUAUCCGAAGGUGGCUCCAAUUUCAGUGUGGGUCAACGGCAACUUGUUUGCCUGGCCCGAGCAAUUCUGCGUGAGAACCGCAUUCUACUCAUGGACGAGGCCACCGCCAAUGUCGAUCCUCAAACUGAUGCCCUCAUCCAGUCGACUAUACGCAGAAAGUUCAAGGAUUGCACUGUUCUGACCAUUGCUCAUCGAUUGAAUACAAUUAUCGAUUCAGACAAGGUUUUGGUCCUUGAUGCCGGUCAAGUUGUUGAAUUCGAUUCGCCAUAUAAUUUGUUAACAUCAAGCAAGGAAAAGGUUUUCUAUGGCAUGGUCAUGGAAACGGGAAAAUCUAGUUUCGAGCAUCUGCUUAAGAUAGCUCAAGAUGUUCAUGAGAAGCAAGGUCGUGAGGCAUUAUUAUAGAAAUAUUUGUCAAAUAACUAACACUUGAGGAUAACGCAAAAUAGGUAGGUACUUAAGAUGGCUUUUGCACUGCGGUUUCUCUAUAGAAAUUUUCGUCCAAGACUGGAUGGAAUUAUUCCUUUUAUAAAUGGGUAAGUUUUUAUAACCAAUUUGUAUUAAAAACAUUUCUGAGAUAAUGCUAGUGCAUACCGCAGUGUGAAAA
This is a messenger RNA of Drosophila willistoni, 4145 nucleotides long. Its product is annotated as probable multidrug resistance-associated protein lethal(2)03659. The coding region runs from base 23 to 3943 and encodes 1306 amino acids. Gene Ontology annotation, cellular component: membrane. The record is from RefSeq and is a predicted model, not a curated record. Gene Ontology annotation, biological process: transmembrane transport. The transcript is spliced from 7 exons. Gene Ontology annotation, molecular function: ABC-type transporter activity; ATP hydrolysis activity; ATP binding. Lineage: Eukaryota; Metazoa; Arthropoda; Insecta; Diptera; Drosophilidae.